Molecule: messenger RNA, 1793 nt
Organism: Choloepus didactylus (southern two-toed sloth)
Lineage: Eukaryota; Metazoa; Chordata; Mammalia; Pilosa; Megalonychidae
Gene: MPC2
Product: mitochondrial pyruvate carrier 2
Exons: 6
Coding region: 276-659 (127 amino acids)
Biological process (GO): pyruvate import into mitochondria
Cellular component (GO): mitochondrial inner membrane
Molecular function (GO): pyruvate transmembrane transporter activity
Source: RefSeq, a predicted model, not a curated record
AGGCGGUCAGCGCGUCGCAGCCGACGCCGAAAUCCUCGGGAGACUGAGCGGGGCAGAGGGGUCAACAAAAACUUGGGUCCUUCGGCUGGGUGGAAAGCGCGUUGGCGAAGAGCAAAACGCCAACUUUCGCUCCAACGCGGCAGCUCCGCGAGGCUGGGGCAAGUCUUCUCCCGAGUCCCACGCCAGAGACGACCCCAACAACACUUCCUCUAAAGCCAGGGAAGAGGACACCGCAAUUCUCCCAACCGGCUACCCGCGAUCACCCCGCGGCGGCAAUGUCGGCCGCCGGCGUCCGAGGCCUGCGGGCCACCUACCACCGGUUCCUCGAUAAAGUGGAGCUGAUGCUGCCUGAGAAAUUGAGGCCUCUGUACAACCACCCGGCAGGUCCCAAAACAGUUUUUUUUUGGGCUCCAAUUAUGAAAUGGGGAUUGGUGUGUGCUGGAUUGGCUGACAUGGCCAGACCUGCAGAAAAACUCAGCACAGCUCAAUCUGCUGUUUUGAUGGCUACAGGGUUUAUUUGGUCAAGAUACUCACUUGUUAUUAUUCCAAAAAACUGGAGUCUGUUUGCUGUUAAUUUUUUUGUGGGGGCAGCGGGAACCUCUCAGCUCUUUCGUAUUUGGAGAUAUAACCAAGAGCUGAAAGCUAAAGCAAACAAAUAAGAGUUCCUGGUCACCUGAACAAUCUAGAUACAGACAUAACCACUGGGACCUAGUUUGAUUUUUUUAUUUGGUUACCAAAAAGGUGAUGUUAACUUUCAGAAGGCAAAAAAAAUUCUAACUGUAAUUGGUAACUAGUGCUUGAUUCAAUUGAAAAAUAAAGCAAUCUUUUAAUAACAAUUUCUUAACAUGAUUUAAGGAACUUAUCUAUGGAUAUUAGUAGCAUUCUUUCUAUCAUUCACCUAUAAUGAAUAACAGAAUCAUACUUGCUCAUCCAUACCUCUGGCCUCCUUCUGUUCUGUAAGCCAAAGUGUAUAUAUAUAUAUGAGAGCACACCCAUUCAAAAGAGUGGAAGGAUAGCUGAAAGGUUGAAUAAUCUGUUGUACAGCAAAGGAUGAUCAAGUAGCUAUAAGUGAAAGGUAAUAGAGCUGAGGAGAGUAAGAAAUGGGUAGUGGAAUAACUAGCAAAAUGACCUCAAAUUCUUUUAAGACAUUUUAACUUGAAGCAUUUGGAAGUAAAAAAAAAAAUUUUUUUUAGCAUUUUGUAUGAAAUUCUUUUAUAGCUACAGAGUGACAAAAGAUUUCUAAAAUUUUGAACUACACUCAGCAACUGACAAUGUAGCAGAGAGAGCUCUAGAGUGAGAUAGCUCUGGAUUUGAGUCUGCAACUUUUAAACUUAUGACUUUGAGCAAGUUAAGAAAAUGCUAAGCAGAGUGCCUGGGACAUAGGCUUUCAAUAGAUGUUAAGUGACCUUCUUCCCCGUCAUGAGGAGAGAGUGGACAUAGAUUACUCACUGGAAAUAAUCCACAAUCUCUCUGAUUUGGGCUUCAAUUCGGUGUACUAAUUAAAAGUGCUAGUAUAGCCACUCAUGGUUAAAACAAUAAUCAGAUGAAUCAGUAAAGCAGGUUGUUUCCAAACUUGGAAAAGCAAAUGAAAAAAGAACUUUUUGAAAGAUAUACUGUGGCUGAUGAAAAUUUGUCAAUUAGCAGUUGAAAAACUUGUAUUUUAUCAUUCAUCCCUUAACCUUAGUCCAUCUUUGAGGGGGAGAGAUAAGAGAAUUUGACAAAGACAAACUGAAGGGGUCCUGAAGAGUCAAAUUAUUAUUGCUUUCUUUUCCUAAAUUACACUGUUAAAUUAG